GAGGAAGUAAAAUCCUGGCAGAGACUCAACACAACAGGUACGAGGAACAUCCCUCCUCCUCCUCCUCUCAGAGCCAGGCUGUCAGAAUGCCGCAGAGACUCAAAGCGGUCGUUUCUCAAUCCAGUGCGGGGGAAGUUCAUCCUCUUCUGUCGCUCCUCGAAUCGUUUCCCGACAGGAAAAGGGGAUUGCAACAUCACACGACAGUUUGUAAACAGGGACUCCCGUAUAUAAUGCCAGACGGCAGCCACGAAGAUCAUCUCCACGAGUGACUUGCGGGUGACGGGUGUCAGUUUAUACUUGUAGAAAAUAACAAAACAUAAAGCUCGCUCUCUAUCAGGGGAACGUGAAGCUCAGUGUGAACGUAAACUAUAGGCUCCGAAGGAACGAAACAAAAUGGCAUUUCUGCGUAACGUGAUACGGGGCAUUCUGACGUUCGUUGCCAUGGUGAAGGUACCCUUCCCAGCCGUCUUGGCUGCGCCCAACAUCAAACUGGACACAACGAGAAUUUACCUGCCGCACGAGUUGGACGACCUGCUGCAGGCUGCUGCCCAAGAGAGCUGCAGGAGGGACCCCAACUGCAACCCCAACACCUUCUUGGGAACGCACCAGGCCAGGUGCUCCCUAGGGGCAGGGGCGGACGACAUGCUCAGCUCGAUGGUCGACAUCAGGACGGGUUCCGUCAGGCAAUGCAAUCCUUUCACGGGCGAAGUCCCAUGGCCUGCUACGGGAGAAUGCGUGACCCUGCUCACGCAAGGGCCUUGUCCUCCAGGAUUGUGGGUCAAGCUGACGGUGCCUGAUCUGAAGCCAGUAUGCGAGAGACGACCUUGUGGGGAAUCGCAAGCACUGACGGGGAGGAGAUGCACGAACAAGCAAGACGCAUCCAACUGCCCACCAGGAAUGACUCUCGUCAACAACGAGUUCGGCCAAGGAGAAUGUGACUGCGCCCCUGGCAUGGCCUACCACACCCUCACGGAGAGAUGCUACAAGCCCUACUCCCAGGGGCCCUGCCCCCCGGGUCAAGUCAUCAAGGUCACAGACAGCCAAACAAUUGGGAAUGCCCAGUGUUUCCCGAACUUGUGCCCCGAAGAAAACAUGGUCAUGAUCGACGACAACUGCCAGGUACAAGACUUCAACUCUGAAAACCAAGGCACCUGCUACGUACUCGACACCGAGGGUCCCUGUGCCUCUGGCAUUUUGACCGUCGACGAGGUCCUUCUCGAACCUCUCUGCCUCUUGCAAACGGAACCCCACAGCAUCUUUAAUCUCCCGAACAUCAGAGGAUGCCCGAGGGGUUCCAUACGCGACAGCCAGGGACGCUGCCGACAAGACUUCUCCAAGAUUUUUGGAAGACCUCCACCCAUAGUCACCAGCAGGCCAGGAACCGUGAAUGGGGCCAUAUGCCCCAAGGGGCAGCUCUUUCUCGGGGGAUUUUGCUAUAACUUUCCAUCCCGCAGAGGGAAUCAAUCUAGACCAACACCUUCAUCUCCAGAACCUUGAGGAGACACAAACUUUCCAAGAACCCAAAGAUGUAAGUUUUAGGGAGUGGUGCCUUGGUGGGACCUACAACGCUGUUUAUAUAAAUAAAGAUUUAAGAAUAA
Molecule: messenger RNA, 1598 nt
Organism: Macrobrachium nipponense
Lineage: Eukaryota; Metazoa; Arthropoda; Malacostraca; Decapoda; Palaemonidae
Exons: 3
Coding region: 394-1497 (367 amino acids)
Source: RefSeq, a predicted model, not a curated record